UUUGCAUGUGGUUACUUUCAGGAUAAGACGCAAGUUUAGAUGUCAAUCUGUUGAUUAUUCGGCACAAAACCAGGAUGCCGGUUCUGACGAGCCCAGACGACGCAAACAAGUUUAAGGAGAAAUGGUUGCCGGUGUACCCGGAUGAUCAGGUCAUCGCAUCCGACUCGCCCCCUCUUGAUGAUAGCCUCACCAGCCUCCACUGGCUCCAGAAUUUUUCCAUCGUGAGCGCCGACCCGGAGCGCCCCAGCGGGGCCGCGGCGCAGGGCUGCUGCUCCUCCUCCUCCUCCUUCCCCUCCUCCCAUCAGCAUCUUUUUCUCAAACGCUUUCCCAGAGGGGGCACCGACUCCCCCUCCAGUCCACCCGCCGGGGACACGGCCGCCACCGGAAUGCCUCUUUACCUCGGCAGCCCGGUCACUUCCGGGAGUGACUCCACUUUGGCUCCACGCUUCUCCACUUUCGCGCAUCUCGGCAGCGCGUACCAGUCGAUCCCGAUCCAAGCCACUCCACCGGCGGAGGUCGACUACAAGACGAACCCAAAAGUCAAACCGCCGUAUUCCUACGCCUCGCUUAUCUGCAUGGCCAUGGAGGCCAGCAAACAACCCAAAGUGACUUUAUCCACCAUCUACAACUGGAUCACGGAGAAUUUCUGCUACUACAGACACGCGGAACCCAGCUGGCAGAACUCGAUCCGCCACAACCUGUCCCUGAACAAGUGUUUCAAGAAGGUCCCCAGACAGAAAGACGAACCUGGUAAAGGAGGCUUCUGGCAGAUCGAUCCUCAGUAUGCUGAUAUGUUUGUCAACGGCAUCUUCAAACGUAGAAGGAUGUCUGCAAACAGCUACAAUAGCGCGAGUGCUCACAGACAAAACAAAUUGGUUCCAAGCAGCCACAGCACCCAGAACAGCUGCCCUUAUCAAAAUGGCAAGGAUAUAGGCAGUAAGAGGAAGAACAACAGCAAGGCAAUAAGUGAGACCGAGUCCCCUCUUUUGGCAACGGAGGCCCCACAAGCAGACCUCCUGAGGGGGGAUUUUGACCUAACGUCCAUUUUUGAUGACGUCCUGAGCGGGAACUGUAGCACCUUUGAGGAUUUGGACCUGAACACAGCGCUGAAUUCGCUAGGCUGCGAAAUGGAGGUUACCAUGCAAGGGAGGCAGCAGUCGAGCGGGCUGGGGCACUGGUGCGGCGCGGGGGACCUCGUGGAACCGACCCAGCACCUGAACCACUCCCAGUCAUCCUACGCCUACCUGGACAUGAGUGUCGCCUCGGCCGUCGACAUGGCGGAGGUGCACGCACCGCCGCAGCAUCCGCAGCAGCUGGACGGACAAGAUCAGCUCCUGCAGAGUCAAAAUCUGCUUCAGAAUUUCGAUGAGGCCUCCUCGCUGUUCCAGGAGCAGCCGGAGGAGGUGGUGUCCUGGGAGGAGAUCAAGGAGGAGGUGCAGGCCAUUCCACUGACUCUGGAUCAGAGCUUUGGCCUGUAUGAGGGCUUCUUUAUGGAGAUGCAACCAUGGGAACGGGUCGAGGCCUAUCUGUGAUCAUUGACUUCCAGUUCCAUUUCUAUGCGACGGAAGCCCGAUUUCCAGUCCAAGGAUCAAGCUUUUAUUGUCUUUGUAUUCAAACACAAUAACAUCACACAUGUUGACUUUUACUCAGCUUCCCCCCAAAGUAGGGAAAGACUAAUAAUCGUUUAGCAGCAAUCUUGUGGUCUAUCCCACAGUAGAACAUGAAGCAGCUUUGAUUUGAAUGUUGCUAACUGAUGAACCAGGGUGAAAGUUUGAAUGCAGUAAAGUUUUUCAAGAAGCUGUACGGAAGGAUAUGAAGUGCGGUGUGUUUCAUUGAACUGAAAUGGACUGCAGCCAUUUUUUUUUAACUACAUCUGAAGACUGACUGGCAGGACCCAACCAUCCAAUACUCGAAAAGCACUCUGUACGACUGAGCACUGUCAUAGAAGUGAGAAAACACCAGGAUUCUAUUUUUUUGCUACAUUAGCAUUCAACUGGCUUUCCUUUUAUAAACUAACAAUGCAGCGUAAAACAUGUGAAAUGCCGAUGCUGUGCGAUGAUGAAAGAUGCAGAUAACUUUAAAAUGUAUAGUCGAAAUUAGCAGUCAAGUCACCUCUGGUGUUUCUAUAUAAUAUAUUCACUGCAGUAUAUAACAAAACAGGAACGUUCUACACUGAAAAGGGGUGCAGAUGUCAAAUGGAUUACCUUGUUUGUCAGUCAAACAUUAUGCACUUUGAUCGGCAGCAGCUCCAGAUGUCAAUAUUCGUGAUGUUACGAUUGAUUUUUUUUCCCUAUUAUUCAGUCAAUGUUAGAUGUACUGAUCACAAUGCAACUCUGAGGGCCUGAUUUACUAAGAUUCCCAAAAGAAACGGGCGUUGAAUUGUCUGUUCGCUCUCACAGCUGACGUGCACUGUUGCGGGUGUGUUCUGCAUGAUUUGCUAAGAUUGGGUUCUUGUACUAAGAUUUGAAUUGGUAUCGUUAGCGGAAGGAGCAUGACUGAGUUACAGAAAAUCAAUUUUGCUCUUAUAAUGUGGAGGAAGCCCACAAUUGCGCAAAAGCAAGUUCUUUGAAAUUGCAUGUGUAUGUAUUUAGCCAAACAUUAGCAUUGCAUCUAAAACUUGGGCCGGCACAUGUAAAACCACGCUUGGAAAGCUCAGCAUCAAUUGUCACAGUGCACUGAAAUGACCCACGCGCACAAAAAUGCUGGGAUCAAAUGAGUUUUGGCAUGACUCCUUCUUGUGACUAAGCCCAAGUCCCAACUCUUUAAUCACCCAGAAGUUGCAAAAUCGCAUUGCUGAAUUGUCGAUAGGUCACGAUAAUUUUUGUUGGCAUUUCAAAGAUGUUUAUGCGAGUGAAAAUAUUCUCCCCCGCCACCUCUCAUUUUGCUUCAUGCACCUUUCAGACACGCUAUUUAAAGAUAAUCAGCCAGCGCAAUUCAUCUCGGGAUUGAAAAAAAAAUCACUAAUGCGCCGAUGAAUCAAUUUGCAUUUACUCAUCCAAGAAAAUGCUAAAUGCAUUCUGUGGCCAUUUACCACAUUUGGCAGAUGCAGUCCUGGUUGUGCCUGGUUAGUAGAUCAGUUCCCAUAUCUGUUUGUGCGUGCAAUCAAUUUUUCGCCUGUUUUUGCAUGCACAAAGUAGUAAAUCUUUGCCGAAUCGUCCUUGCAAUAAUGUAUCUGGCAAAAAAAAAAAAGUUGUUUCCUUUGGCUGUAUAUAAAUGUUCUCUGAAUUACAGUUGCAUAGACUUUGCAUUUGUUGAUUAUAUUGCGCCAAAUUCUUUUGAUAAAAAAAAUAUGCAGGUCUUUCUCUGUUGAUUAAUAAUUCUUGUCACUGGGUGAUAAUUUUUCGUUACUUUUUAAAAUCUUUUUCGAAAUAAUUUGGGGUUGUCUUCUGAAUUCUUAAUCACAUCAUUUUAAACGUAGGAGAAUAUUAAUGCUUUUGAAUUGCGAUCAACAGAGUAGUAAUAGAACCAACUCAAAAAAGCCAGUUUGAAUUGAUGUAUGGUAUGGAUAGAUUAUUUUCUUCUUAAAUAUUCUGUUAUUUCCUUUGUACUUUUUUUAAAAAAAGCUGUUUGAACAUGCAACCAUGCUUCGAUGUAUGGUGUCAAUUAAAGAAUGAUAAUUCAA
Messenger RNA from Hippocampus zosterae (dwarf seahorse), 3622 nucleotides. It is a transcript of the gene foxj1b, whose product is annotated as forkhead box J1b. Gene Ontology annotation, molecular function: sequence-specific DNA binding; DNA-binding transcription factor activity. Gene Ontology annotation, biological process: regulation of DNA-templated transcription. The record is from RefSeq and is a predicted model, not a curated record. NCBI's taxonomy places the organism in Eukaryota, Metazoa, Chordata, Actinopteri, Syngnathiformes, Syngnathidae. The coding region runs from base 75 to 1532 and encodes 485 amino acids. The transcript has 2 exons.